UAGCUGAACGCUGAACUCUUCUUAACUUGUAUACCGUACCUUGUGCUUGUACUGUUGUACGUUGUACCUGUUCUUGCCUCUUGGAUUUUUGGACUGUUCGACUGUUGGCUGGUGGUUGUACUUGUAUGUCCCUUAAGUUCCUUCAUUUGACUGUGUGAUGGUAGGUUAAGUAUCCGCACUGUAUUUUUAGAAAUAACAUCAAAAUGUCCGCUCUCAGUCGUAUUUCAAAACUUGCAUGCCUGUCCAGAAAAUCUUCUUUAUCCCAUUGCUUGCCGAGUGUUCGUCUCAUCUCUACUUCGAAAAAGAAAGAUGAUACAACAGUUGUGGGGCCUGCUGUAGGUCAAGGAAAAGAUGACACUGCUGUACCCCAAAAGAAGAAAUUUUUCUAUGAUUAUGGAUUUGGUGGAAAGACAGAAGAUGAGGAAUACAAUUACAUACACUCUCAUUUUUUCCUGUACAUAUCUAUCGUAUGUGUGGGAACAGGCUUUUUUAUCUACUACAGACCUGAUGUAAACCUCAAGGAUUGGGCUCAGAGAGAAGCGUUUCUAGAGUUGAGAAGAAGAGAAGCUUUAGGGCUUCCCCUUAUCGACCCUAACUAUGUUGACCCUUCAACAGUAAACUUGCCUUCAGAUGAAGAACUUGGAGACACAGAAAUAAUAAUCUAAUAAGGCCUAAUAGUGAAUAAUAGAUCACACUGUACAGUAGUCAGGUUUGAUGUGGACACUAAACCCAUUAUUUUGUGAGUACGGUAACUAAAUUUGUUCAUACUUUAUUUGUAAAAUCGUAUGUUGUAAUAAACGGAUUCUCUUUA
Messenger RNA from Macrosteles quadrilineatus (aster leafhopper), 811 nucleotides. RefSeq lists its product as uncharacterized. The transcript has a single exon. Bases 204 to 665 code for a protein of 153 amino acids. The record is from RefSeq and is a predicted model, not a curated record. NCBI's taxonomy places the organism in Eukaryota, Metazoa, Arthropoda, Insecta, Hemiptera, Cicadellidae.